AUGUCACCGCCCUCCUCUCCGCCGCCCCUACGGCAUUCUCACGCUUCAUUGCGAACCAAGCCCAUUCCUCGAGGGUCGAUUCCUGUGGAUGAGGAUGACGACUUGGCUGGCGAUACCAUUCCGUGCUCGCCGUCUGCCUUUUUCAGGGACCAAUCUCGCGAACCGGCCGUUACACAGCCAACUCAGAUCCUGGUGAAACCAGGCCUGCACCCGUUGGACCGUUCAUCGUCCCCUCCGAGCGUCAUCGAGGUUCCAGCCUCGUCACCUUUCCAGCAAAAACAGCCCGCAAGGCUGGGUUCUCUCGUUGCACCGAGAGGCACCUUCUACCGACCACCCUCCAGACCACCGCCACCACCACCACCACCCGCGAUUUCCAAGCGCCCAGCGACGACACAACCAAUCAGCCUUAUAAGUGACGACGAGGAAGAUUUGACACCGCCCCGUGGAGACAUUCGUCCCACAGCCUUCAAAGCCAAGCUGGCGGAAUUCGCCUACAAUCCUGCCGCGCAGGAGCGAGAGACGAAAGCAAAGCUGCGUCAGGUCUACGAUGUCCUUGGCGAUAAAUUCACGUCAGACAGGGUUAGACAGGCUCUCAAGGCAUGCAAGAAUGAUCCGCACGAGGCCAUCGCCUGGCUGGAGUCGCAGCCCUCGGAGUCGCAGAAGAGCGAUUCCCAAGACUCCAUAAAGGCAAAAGGCCGCCGAUUAACGUCCAAGCCAUCGGCCAAGCAUCGUCCGACAACAAGAGAACCGUUCCGUUAUCGAGACACUUCACCUCUUGCCACGUCGAGGCUGCCCAAGAACGAACCACGGAAACCGCCAAAGCGUCGAUUGGUGCAAGGCCUGAAGCAGCGGAAAGAUUCCUCGCCCAGGAAGGCUUUUCCGUCAUCACCACCGCCACCAUCUUCAAGUGAUGAAGCUUUGGUCAUCGAUCUGGUCAACGACGACAAGGAGGACGCAUAUGAGGCAGAGCCGUCUCCGGAACCCUCCCUAGAAGACGACCAACGGGUUCUAAAGUGCCUCAACCUGAGCACCCUGGCGGAACUUGCGGCCAUGACGGGUCUGAAGGAGGCAGAUCUAGAACCUCUGCUUGAAAAGAGACCAUUCGAGGACCUCUCGCAAGCAAGACUGGUCAGUGCAGCCAAGAAACCAGGGGCACGGAAAUCAGCUCGAGUCAGCAUAGGCGAGACUGCUGUGGAUGCCGUCGCCAUCUUCUUGAAUGCAGUAGCGGCCAUUGACGAGGUGGUGGCUAAAUGCGAGGUCAAGGGCCUGGCGGUCAAGGACGUUGUGGAUGAAUGGGAUCUCGACGCUUUCGGCCACGACAAACGGAGCAGCCAAGCACUCCCCGAUGACGACGGCCUGCCUCCCACGCCGACGAGCCUGCACUCCAAGUAUGUCAGACCGCUCGUGCCCCAGCAACCGGCGCUCAUGGACGGGCAUUGCCAGAUGAAGCCGUUCCAGCUGUUCGGCUUGAACUGGAUGUCGCUACUGUACAACUACGAAGUCGGGUGCAUCCUGGCAGAUGAGAUGGGGCUUGGAAAGACCUGCCAGGUCAUCUCCUUUAUGUGCCAUCUGGUGGAGGAACACGAACGAAGCCCCAAGCAGCCUCGACCGUGGCCGAAUCUGGUUGUGGUGCCACCGAGCACCUACAACAACUGGCUGCAGGAGUUUGAAAGGUUUGCCCCUGACUUGUCCGUCGUCGGCUAUCGAGGAUCGCAGUCGGAGAGAGCCGAAAUCGCGUACGAGAUUGAGCAAGAGCCGGAGGCUUACCACGUCGUGUUGGCGACAUAUUCGCAGAUGACCACGGAGGCGGAUAUCGAUGCGAUGAAGUCGUGCGGCCUGAAUGCUGCCGUCUUUGACGAGGGACACAAGAUGAAGAAUCCUGAAACGAAAAUCUACAAGGACCUGCGGCGGAUUCCCGCGUCGUGGAAGAUGCUUCUUACAGGGACCCCCGUGCAGAAUAAUCUUUUGGAAAUGACGGCCCUGCUUAAUUUUAUCAACCCAAAAAUGUUUGAUGGGUAUACGGAACAUAUCCGGUACAUUUUCAGCCAGAAAGUCACGAUCCGCGACGUGUCCAACGGAGCCUUUCUAUACGCUGGACGCGUUGGACGGGCAAGAACAAUCCUGGAGCCAUUCAUCCUGCAGCGGCGGAAGGAUCAGGUCCUGUCAGAUAUGCCGCAAAAGGUGUGCACAGUUGUGCACUGCGACAUGACGGAGUCGCAGCAAGAGACGUACGCAGAGUACGAAGAGCUGUUCAGGCUGGAACCGUCGUUGCGAGCACGCAAGGCCAAGGGGCGCCAGAACGACCAAAACAACGUGUGGAUGCAGCUCCGCAAAGCGGCGCUGCACCCGCUGCUGUUUCGACGACACUUUACCGACGCAAACGUGGAGGAAAUGGGACGAAUCCUCAUGGACCGGAUCCCGCAGGACGAGCUGCAUCAGCCUGAUAUCAAACACCUAGUCCAGGAGCUCAAGAACUCGUCGGAUUUCGAGCUGCAUCUGUGGUGCCGAGACUAUGCUCGACUGCUGGGGCGGUUCGACAUCCCGGCGGCCGCGGAACUGGACAGCGGCAAGGUGAGGAAGCUCUUGGAGCUGAUUGGGCAGUACCGGGAAAAGGGCGAUCGAGUGCUCGUGUUCAGCAAGUUUUCCCGACUGAUUGAGCUGCUGCAAGAGGUCCUGGCGCUGCAGGGCAUCGACCACCGAGUGCUGAUGGGCAACACCAACGUGUCGGAACGGCAGAGCCUGAUUGACGAGUUCAACGGCAAUGCCGAGAUCCCGGUCUUUUUGCUGACGACGGGCGCUGGCGGAACGGGCAUCAAUCUGACGGCCGCGAACAAGGUCAUCAUCUUUGACCAGUCCGACAACCCGCAAGACGACAUCCAAGCCGAAAACCGAGCGCACCGGCUGGGCCAGCAGCGAGACGUCCAAGUGGUUCGGCUGAUCUCGUCGCAGACAAUCGAGGAGCUCAUUUACAAGGCGUGCCAGAAGAAGAUUGAGCUGGCCAACAAGGUGACGGGAGCGCUGGACGAGGAGAGGGAACAGCCGAACCUGGAGCAAGAGGUGCGGAAGAUGAUGUUGCAGGGGAAGAUGACGCCGCCAUGGCAGGAUGAUGGCGUGAAGACGGGCACCAGCGGGUGA
Molecule: messenger RNA, 3135 nt
Organism: Ustilaginoidea virens
Lineage: Eukaryota; Fungi; Ascomycota; Sordariomycetes; Hypocreales; Clavicipitaceae
Exons: 2
Coding region: 1-3135 (1044 amino acids)
Cellular component (GO): nucleus
Molecular function (GO): ATP-dependent chromatin remodeler activity; protein binding; chromatin binding
Source: RefSeq, a predicted model, not a curated record